Messenger RNA from Zophobas morio, 567 nucleotides. RefSeq names its product craniofacial development protein 2-like. The record is from RefSeq and is a predicted model, not a curated record. Bases 1 to 567 code for a protein of 188 amino acids. Gene Ontology annotation, cellular component: nucleus. Gene Ontology annotation, biological process: chromatin remodeling. The transcript has a single exon. NCBI's taxonomy places the organism in Eukaryota, Metazoa, Arthropoda, Insecta, Coleoptera, Tenebrionidae.
AUGGAACUAACAUCAGAAUUUAAAAAAUCUAACUUGAAGUUACUGGCACUAACUGAAAUAAAGAAAAAAGGAGCAGGAGAAAUGAUCGUGGAAGAUUGCACUAUAAUGUAUAGCGGUGUAGAAUCAUCAAUAUGGGCACAAGCAGGAGUGGGAUGUAUUGUCAAAAACGAUUUUAUGAGCAGAAUAAAAAGGUGGGAAGGAGUUAAUGAACGAAUUAUGGUCGUUGAAGUAAGAUUUGAUGAGGACGAGUUUUGGACAGUUAUAAUAGUAUACGGACCCAAUGAAAAUGACAAUAAAAAUAGUAAAGAAAAAUUUUGGGAUGAAUUACAGGAAGUGUAUGAGAAAAGUAGCAGUCCCAUCUUGAUAGUUGGUGAUCUGAAUGCUAGAGUGGGCAGUGAAGCAAGAAAUAGCAAUGGGGUAAUAGGAAGUUUUGGAGAGAUAAUUAAAAAUAAAAAUGGCGAACUAUUAAUUGACUUCUGUAACUCAAACGAGACUAAUAAUUUUGAAUACAUGGUUUCAACACAAAGAAAUACACAAAUUCACCCGUGUUGCCCCAACACGAAAUGA